AUGACAAUAAAAGAUGUUAUGCAAAUAGAGGGCAACGAAAGUUCUGAGCGUCAAAACUAUGAGUCAUUCUUGCAGAAUAUUGGCCAUGUUACCAAGCACUUCUCACGUACUUUUUCAGAACUCGAAAAUAUUUUAUCAGAAAAGCACGAUAUAACAUUUUUCACGGGUUACAAAACACUUCAAGGCGAUAUUAAACAUCUAGACAAUGUGCCUGAACCACCUACUACUGUUGAGGUCAAAAGUUUUGAUAAACGAAUGUUCUAUAAAGAAAUUGUUGACUACAUACAAUCAAAGGUUGAUGACAGCAUUUGUAAACAUUGUGAUGAGAAGACCAUGACAAUUGGUGAGAUGCAGAAAGAACAAAUGAACCUUGAACAAAAACUAAAUAGAUCUAUAAAGAAAAAAGACGAUGAACUAAAAAUGUUCAAACAGAAGAUCGAAUCGUUGGAAAAAAAAUCUAGAGAUGCAGAGCUCAGAGCUACUCAGGACAUACAGAAGAAAGAUGAGGAGCUAAAUAUAUUAAGACAGGAGAAAGAGAGUUUGAAAAACAGAAAGGCAGAAAUACCUGAAAAAGAAGAGGUUGAUGAGCCUGACCAGGAAACAGAAAUGUGA
Molecule: messenger RNA, 612 nt
Organism: Mytilus trossulus (common blue mussel)
Lineage: Eukaryota; Metazoa; Mollusca; Bivalvia; Mytilida; Mytilidae
Product: GRIP and coiled-coil domain-containing protein 2-like
Exons: 6
Coding region: 1-612 (203 amino acids)
Source: RefSeq, a predicted model, not a curated record